Messenger RNA from Gracilinanus agilis (Agile Gracile Mouse Opossum), 2781 nucleotides. RefSeq names its product desmoglein 4 (gene DSG4). NCBI's taxonomy places the organism in Eukaryota, Metazoa, Chordata, Mammalia, Didelphimorphia, Didelphidae. The record is from RefSeq and is a predicted model, not a curated record. Gene Ontology annotation, molecular function: calcium ion binding. The coding region runs from base 1 to 2781 and encodes 926 amino acids. The transcript is spliced from 14 exons. Gene Ontology annotation, cellular component: plasma membrane; desmosome. Gene Ontology annotation, biological process: homophilic cell-cell adhesion.
AUGGUAGAUUCAGAAAGCAUUGAUAUCAAUCAACAACACAAGGAGCAGGUCAUGGUGGAGGUUAACAGUGAAUUCAUCGUAGAGAUACGAUCAGAUUGUGAAGCUAACCAGAAGAUUACAUAUCGUAUCUCUGGGGCAGGGAUUGACCGACCACCUUUUGGAGUCUUUACUAUCAAUCCCAGAACUGGAGAAAUUAAUAUAACAUCAGUUGUUGAUCGAGAAAUGACCCCAAUGUUCUUGAUUUAUUGCCGUGCCCUGAAUUCCCGAGGUGAAGAUUUAGAAAGACCACUUGAGCUUAGAGUUAAAGUUAUGGAUGUAAAUGAUAAUCCUCCAGUAUUCACACAAAAUGUAUAUACUGCCAAUAUUGAAGAACACUGUGCUACAAACACGUUGGUGAUGAAGUUAAGUGCUACUGAUGCAGAUGAAGAAAAUCAUUUGAAUUCUAAAAUUGCUUACAAGAUAAUAUCUCAGGAACCUGCAGGUUCACCACUUUUUAUUCUGAACAGAUAUACUGGAGAAAUCCGCACAAUGACAAAUUAUAUCGACAGAGAGGAACAUAGCACUUAUAAUCUCCUCGUGAAGGGCUCUGAUCGAGAUGGAGCUGCAGAUGGGCUGUCUUCAGAGUGUGAAUGUAGAAUCAAAAUUAUAGAUGUCAAUGAUAAUUUCCCAACCCUAGAAGAAACUUCAUAUUCAGCAAGUAUUGAAGAAAAUUGUUUAAGUUCAGAAUUAAUACGAUUUCAAGCAAUUGAUCGUGAUGAAGAAAACACAGACAAUUGGUUGGCAGACUUUUUCUUUGUCUCUGGAAAUGAUGAAAAUCAGUUUGAAAUACAUACGGACCCAAGAACUAAUGAAGGAGUCUUGAAAGUUCGUAAGAUGCUGGAUUAUGAACAGAUGCCCAUUAUAAAACUCAGUAUUGGUGUUAAAAACAAAGCUGAAUUUCAUCCUUCUGUGGCCUCUCACUACCGGAUCAAGGCAACUCCUGUUAGGAUACAAGUUAUUAAUGUCAGAGAAGGAUCAAUAUUUAAUCCUAACUCCAAGACUUUCAAAGUACAAGAAGGCUUAAGAGGAGAAGCCUUACUAAAUUAUGUCCUUGGAAAAUAUACAGCCACUGACCUGGAUACUGGGACUGCAUCCACAAAUGUCAGAUAUAUCAUGGGACAUGAUCCAGCCAGUUGGUUAAAGGUUGACUCAAGGACAGGAGAAAUACAAUUUUCCAGGGACUUUGAUCCAAAAUCAAAGUAUAUUAUUGAUGGGAUAUACACAGCUGAAAUGCUGGCUGUUGAAGAUGCCAUUGGGAAAACUGCAACAGGGACAAUAUGUGUCGAAGUUCCUGAUUUCGACGAUUUCUGCCCCAUCAUUUUUUCUGACAGUAGACACAUCUGCUUAACCUCCCCGUCGGUCAUGAUCUCAACCAGGGAAAAUUCCUUCGGCUCACCCUUUACAUUUUGUAUUGCGGAUCAGCCUCCCGGGACAGCUGAUGUAUGGGAUAUUAGAUCAAAAAAUGGUGAGCAUAAUGCAAGCUUGAUUAUGAUGCUAGACCCUGGAAUUUACAGAUUUUUUUUUGUUAACUAUCCAUCAUCCCUUUCUCUGCCAGUAAUGCCACUCCUGUUGCUCCUGUGCUGCUGCAAACGAAAGGCACCAGCAGGCUUGGGAACUCGCUUUGCUCCUGUGCCUGAGGGGGGUGAAGGAGUGAUGCAGUCAUGGGGCAUAGAAGGAGCCCAUCCUGAAGACAGAGAUGUCUCCAAUAUUUGUGUACCAAUAACAGCUUCCAACACACAGGAUCGCAUAGACUCCUCUGAAAUCUAUACUAAUACAUAUGCUGGCGGAGGCACCGUUGAAGGAGGCGCUUCUGGAGUGUCUGGAGUUGAGCUGAAUACUGGAGUUGGAGCAGCGCUGUGUCUUGGGGCUGGAGGGCUUGCAGGAGCAGUGAAAAGACGGGGUUCCACCAUAGGAACUCUGAGAGAAUAUGCAGAAACAGGCGUGAAUAUGGCUUUCUUGGACAGCUACUUCUCUGAGAAAGCCUAUGCUUAUGCAGAUGAAGAUGAAUGUCGACCCGCAAAUGACUGCCUUCUUAUCUACGACCAUGAAGGAAUGGGGUCCCCUGUGGGUUCCAUCGGCUGCUGCAGCUGGAUCGUCGAUGACCUGGAUGACAGCUACUUGGAAACGUUGGGGCCAAAGUUUAGGACUCUAGCUGAAAUCUGCUUAGACACGGAAAUUGAACCUUUUCCAUCUCCUCACCAGGCCUGGAUACCAAUCACUACUGAUCUUCCCCUCCUUGGAACAAAUUACAUCGUUAAUGAAUCUUCGGCAAUGUCUCUCACCGAGGCUGGCUUCCAGGCAGAAAUGGCAAUGCCUGAGCCCAUGAUUCACGGGGACAUUAUAGUGACCGAGUCAUAUAGUACUUCUGACCAAUGUGUCCAACCCACUACCAUUAUUUUUGAACCUCAAUUGGUUCCCAAUGUCUUGGUUACAGAAACAGUGAUGGCUCCUGCCUAUGCCGUCCAAGGAAACAUAUGUGUGCCCGCCGAGUUAGCCAACACACAUAAUGUGAUCUAUGCUGAAAGAGUAGUGCCGAGCCCAGGGAUGACCGCCAUGAGUAACAGCAGUAUGACUGGUGGUUGCAUGGCUCCUGGGAUGAGUGGCAGUGGGAUGGUAGGCCCCGAAAUUCAAAUGGCCCAAAUGGUAAGUCCAGACGUUCACGUCUGCCAGACCAUGGGGUCCCCGAUGACAUCCCGACGUAGAGUAACCCAGCACAGUACUGUCCAGUACUUCCAGCAAUAA